Molecule: messenger RNA, 5792 nt
Organism: Tympanuchus pallidicinctus (lesser prairie-chicken)
Lineage: Eukaryota; Metazoa; Chordata; Aves; Galliformes; Phasianidae
Gene: IDE
Product: insulin degrading enzyme
Exons: 25
Coding region: 133-3198 (1021 amino acids)
Biological process (GO): peptide catabolic process
Cellular component (GO): peroxisomal matrix; cytosol; mitochondrion
Molecular function (GO): metalloendopeptidase activity; metal ion binding
Source: RefSeq, a predicted model, not a curated record
GGGAGGCGGGCGGAGAAGAUGGCGCCGCCGCCGACCGUGGCGCUGAGCUGAGCUGAGGAGCGGCGCCUGCUGAGCGGGACCGGGCCGGGCCGUGCGGCGGGGAGAAGCCGGGCGCGGGCGGCGGGCUGGGAUAUGCGGCAGCGGCUGCUCCCUGAACUGAGGCGGGCUCUGCUGGGCUGCGCGCGUCCUUGGGCCGCCCCGGCCUCACAGUUCGCCCCUCAGCGCGGCUUUCUCGGUCUUCAGAAGGAGACAAAUAACAAAAUGAACAAUCCUGCUAUUAAGAGAAUAACAAAUGAAAUUAUCAAAUCACCUGAAGAUAAACGAGAAUAUCGUGGACUGGAAUUGGCAAAUGGCAUUAAAGCACUUCUCAUCAGUGACCCGACCACGGAUAAGUCUUCAGCAGCACUCGAUGUGCACAUAGGGUCUUUGUCUGAUCCGCCCAACAUUGCUGGACUUAGUCAUUUUUGUGAGCAUAUGCUGUUUCUGGGAACCAAGAAAUACCCAAAAGAGAAUGAAUAUAGUCAAUUUCUCAGUGAGCAUGCAGGGAGCUCCAAUGCUUUCACCAGCGGAGAGCAUACAAACUAUUACUUCGAUGUGUCACACGAACAUCUAGAAGGUGCACUAGACAGAUUUGCCCAGUUUUUCCUGUGCCCUUUGUUUGAUGAAAGCUGCAAAGAUAGAGAAGUGAAUGCUGUUGAUUCUGAGCAUGAAAAGAAUCUGAUGAAUGAUGCCUGGAGGUUGUUUCAAUUGGAGAAGGCUACUGGAAACCCCAAUCAUCCCUUCAGUAAAUUUGGAACAGGGAACAAAUUCACUCUGGAAACUAGACCAACCAAAGAAGGAAUAGAUGUAAGACAAGAGUUACUGAAGUUUCAUUCUACUUACUAUUCAUCAAAUUUAAUGGCUAUUUGUGUCUUAGGAAGAGAAUCCUUGGAUGAGCUGACUUCCCUAGUGGUGAAGUUGUUUUCAGAAGUAGAGAACAAAAACGUCCCUAUACCAGAAUUUCCCGAACAUCCUUUCCAAGAAGAACAUCUCAGGCAACUUUACAAAGUGGUACCUAUUAAGGACAUCAGAAAUCUUUAUGUCACAUUUCCUAUACCAGACCUUCAGAAAUACUAUAAAUCAAAUCCUGGCCAUUACCUUGGUCAUCUGAUUGGGCAUGAAGGCCCAGGGAGUCUUCUGUCAGAGCUUAAAGCCAAAGGAUGGGUGUAUACUCUUGUUGGAGGACAAAAGGAAGGUGCUAGAGGUUUCAUGUUUUUCAUUAUAAAUGUGGACUUGACAGAGGAAGGACUUUUGCAUGUUGAAGAUAUUAUUUUGCACAUGUUUCAGUAUAUUCAAAAACUACGUACAGAAGGACCUCAAGAAUGGGUUUUCCAAGAGUGCAAGGAUCUAAAUGCUGUGGCCUUCAGAUUUAAAGAUAAAGAACGACCACGAGGUUAUACAUCAAAGCUUGGAGGAAUGUUGCACUAUUAUCCCAUAGAAGAAGUAUUGGCUGCUGAAUAUUUGCUUGAAGAAUUCAGGCCUGAUUUAAUAGAGAUGGUAUUGGAUAAACUGAGACCAGAAAACAUUCGAGUUGCAAUAGUGUCCAAGUCUUUUGAAGGAAAAACUGAUCGAACUGAAGGCUGGUAUGGAACACAAUACAAGCAAGAAGCAAUUUCUGAUGAAGUUAUUAAGAAAUGGCAAAAUGCUGACUUGAAUGGGAAAUUCAAGCUUCCAAUGAAGAAUGAGUUCAUUCCUACUAACUUCGAGAUUUUACCAUUGGAAAAAGAUGCAACUCAGUACCCUGCCCUUGUCAAGGACACUGCUAUGAGUAAAUUGUGGUUCAAGCAAGAUGACAAAUUCUUUUUGCCAAAGGCUUGUCUCAACUUUGAGUUUUUCAGUCGCUACAUUUAUGCUGAUCCUCUCCAUUGCAACAUGACAUACCUGUUUAUCAGGUUGUUGAAGGAUGAUUUAAAAGAGUAUACAUAUGCAGCACGCCUCUCAGGUUUGGUCUAUGGCAUUGCAUCAGGAAUGAAUGCAAUACUUCUCUCUGUGAAAGGUUAUAAUGACAAGCAACAUAUCUUGCUCAAGAAGAUCAUUGAGAAAAUGGCUACUUUUGAGAUUGAUGAAAAAAGAUUUGAAAUUAUCAAGGAAGCGUACAUGAGAUCACUUAACAACUUCAGGGCUGAACAGCCUCACCAGCAUGCAAUGUAUUACCUGCGACUCCUGAUGACAGAAGUUGCUUGGACCAAAGAUGAAUUAAAAGAAGCUCUUGAUGAUGUCACUCUUCCCCGCCUCAAGGCCUUUAUAUCUCAACUGUUGUCACGGUUACACAUUGAAGCUCUUCUCCAUGGCAAUAUAACUAAACAGGCUGCACUAGGAAUUAUGCAAAUGGUUGAGGACACUCUUAUUGAGCACGCUCAUACAAAGCCACUCCUUCCCAGUCAGCUAGUGAGAUACAGAGAAGUGCAACUUCCUGACAGGGGAUGGUUUGUGUAUCAACAGAGAAAUGAAGUACAUAACAAUUGUGGCAUUGAAAUAUAUUACCAGACAGAUAUGCAGAGCACUUCUGAGAAUAUGUUUUUGGAGCUCUUUUGUCAAAUUAUCUCAGAACCAUGCUUCAAUACUCUGCGCACUAAGGAACAAUUAGGUUACAUCGUGUUCAGUGGUCCACGUCGGGCAAACGGCAUACAGGGUCUGCGAUUUAUUAUCCAAUCUGAAAAGCCACCACAUUAUUUAGAAAGCAGAGUUGAAGCGUUCUUAAAGACUAUGGAGAAAUGUAUAGAAGAUAUGACAGAAGAGGCCUUCCAAAAACACAUCCAAGCUUUAGCAAUUCGUCGUCUAGACAAACCAAAGAAGCUGUCUGCAGAAUGUGCUAAAUACUGGGGAGAAAUAAUUUCUCAGCAGUAUAACUUUGACAGAGAUAACAUUGAAGUGGCAUAUCUCAAGACCCUGACCAAGGAUGAUAUCAUACAGUUCUACAAGGUGUUGUUGGCAAUUGAUGCUCCCAGAAGACACAAGGUUUCAGUACACGUCCUUGCAAGGGAAAUGGAUUCCUGCCCUGUUGUUGGAGAAUUUCCAUGCCAAAAUGAUGUGAACUUGGCACCAGCACCACCACUACCACAGCCAAGCGUGAUUGAAAAUAUGACAGAAUUCAAGCGCAGUCUGCCACUCUUUCCACUGGUGAAACCACAUAUCAAUUUCAUGGCUGCAAAACUGUGAAGAACCUCAAUGGAUGAAGAAAUGCAAAUGAUCAGCACUGAUGUGGUUUCAGGGGACUUCAUGAUGAACAAAAUUAUUAAAGACUGUUAGGAUAAAUGGUUCUGUCCAUUAUGAACGUCCCAAAUUCCUUCUUGGUUCAUUUGACAUUAGAUGUGUGUUAGGCAUAGAGAGUAUAGAAAAAUCAGUUGUGGUCAUGUGUCAUUUAUAUUACAGACAACCUGUUGAAAACCAAAAUCAACUGAAACAGUAAUAAUAAUAACAACUUGUAGAUGCAGUAUAUUUUUGAAAUAGUGAACCCCUUCAAACUUUAAUUUUGAUAAAAUAAGCUUCUGGAGCAAACAAUUGCUUGAAAUAUCCUCAUUAUUCCUGAAAAACAAUCAACAACAUUUAGUAGCCCCAAAAUAAUCUUCCUGGGAUCUGGAGGAGGGUGAGAAAAGAAUGGGAUGGGGUCAACAAUUUUUCUUAAAAUAGAGUUUCACAUUUUUUGAAGUGCUGUGUUGAAUGUGACUUUUAAAAUUGAUCCUUAAUGCAAUCAACAUAACAUGUUUUCUAUUUAAGUUUGGUGAAAACCAUUGGAGGGAAAAAAAGAGAAAUUGAUAACAUAGUAAUAAGUGAAAGAAUUGUCUUAAUGAAAAUAACUGAAGAUAUGGACAUGAUUUUAAUAUUUAUAUAUAAAUUUGGGGACAUUUUAUAUUAAAACUCGUGAAAUGCUGGAAACACUUCAACAGUCCAACAUAGUUUUGUUGUCAAAAGUGUUGUCCUAGUAUUGUCUUGAUAAUAUCAAUAUCCUCUUCAGUUUUUCAGUGUUAUUCUGAAUUGUUUCCAUAUGAUGUAUAAGAUACUUUAUUUGGUGUUAUUUUUGUUUUCAGUUGUGCAUAGACUGCAUGAGUUCUCCACCAGUACAAUUUGCCUUUCUUGUUAUUAGGUCUCAGUCAAGUACUUACUAGUGCAAAUAACUUUAAGCAUGAGUCAGUUCUUGACUGCAGAACAGACAGAUGUCAAAUACAGGCUCUGUAAGGAAUCAGAUUCAUUAUUUUUAUGAUACAUCUUGUGGGUCCUUUUUGUCCUUCAAGAGGGCAUUUGAGAUGGAGCGGUGCUGGUAUAGCAGUACUGGGUUAGCAGAAGUCUUGGCAAUGGUGUGCAGUUCAGGUUACAUCACAGAAUAUUCCUUCCUACUCCUUUUAAGAAGAUUGUAUGAAGCCCAAGGAUGAAGAAUAAUGCUGAAAUAUUGUAUAGAUAUUUCAUAACUUAGUAAAAUGUUAAUACAGUGUUCAGUCUUCACCAAGUCCACUGCCUUCUGCAGUAGUCUUCCACUUGGGACAGCAAAUCAGGGUAAACUCCCCAAAUAGAAAAAAAUAAGGGAACAUCUUACUAACUUCUCUUACAAGUUUAGUGCAUGAAAUUGAGUGUAAUUAUUCAGACAGCAUGGAGGAUGAAAAGCACUCAAGAUGUAAAAUCUGUUCAUAAUGAGCCCUUGCUAUAUCAGAGGUGUUAGUGAGAGUUUGCUUCCUACUAUAACCUAAACUGAGGCCCUGACAUAGAAUGUGUGUCGUGUGUGUACUUCAGAGUCCUGGAAUAUUCAAUAGGGGUGUUCCUGUCGUUGAGUCAGUGUUGUAGUAAUGCUGGCUUUGAAAGCAGUUAAAUGAAUGCUUUAAGGGCUUUAAGUUUUGUUUAUUUGAGGCUGUACUAGCUGAAUUGAGUAUAUUUAAGGUGAUUUUAAGGCUAACAGGACAUGUUUGAACAUCUCUUUAAUAAAUUUGAUGAUAGUUUGUGAUGUAACCUGUUGCCAGGAAAGUCCACUAGCACUUUUUGUAGCCUGAGGUGAAAAAAAAAAUCGGCCAUGGUAUAAGCAAAAACAGUACAGGUGUCUUUGUUCACCAUGUUUUUUGUGGAUCUUCCAUGUAAAACAGACUUUUGACUCUUUUGCUUUUGUUUAUAGUUUUCUCUUAGUAAAAAUAUUUGUAUUAUAUAUAUAUUAAAACUUCUGACAGCAUAUUAUAAAAAUAUAUAUUUUGGGAAUUAGUGGUAUUUAAACAUACCACUCUUAUGGUGAAUAAAAUCAAAUUGCUUCUGUAAAAAAAAAAAUAAUAAUAAUAAUAAAUAUAUAUUAGUGGAAGUACUAUCAACUCUUAACAAAUAUAUAAAUGAAUUGGAAUGGCAGUGUACUUAGCACAGGCUCACAAAUAACAUUUUCCCCAGGAAAAAAUGUGGAAUUGUAAAGUUCUGUGACUGGAUGUGGAAGCACAUGUAGUUUUCCAACAACUCUUAAUUGCUUUUAAGUGUUCUCCAGCAUUUUAGAGUUUCUGAGUUUGAUAUAGCAGUAAAUUUUGAUAAACUCAGGCAUACUAAUGGGUUCAUCAUAAUGGAUCCAAAGCUGCAGUGUCUACAAGCAAUAAAAACUACCUAGGAUACACUGUAAUUCAAUUUUAGUGCUUGUUAAUUAGUUUAUGUAAGAAACCAUAAAUUAUUAUUACAUAACUGUAAUUUUUGCAAGUGCUAUUUUAAGCAGUUGAUGUGGAAUUGGGUGCACGUGACACAGCCAGUAUGACAGAGUGCUAGAGUUAUUCUGUUUACAAUAAACAAUCUGAAUUUAA